This is a messenger RNA of Charadrius vociferus (killdeer), 945 nucleotides long. It is a transcript of the gene TCF7L1, whose product is annotated as transcription factor 7-like 1 (T-cell specific, HMG-box). Gene Ontology annotation, cellular component: beta-catenin-TCF complex. Gene Ontology annotation, biological process: canonical Wnt signaling pathway; regulation of transcription by RNA polymerase II. NCBI's taxonomy places the organism in Eukaryota, Metazoa, Chordata, Aves, Charadriiformes, Charadriidae. The transcript has 9 exons. Gene Ontology annotation, molecular function: DNA-binding transcription factor activity, RNA polymerase II-specific; RNA polymerase II cis-regulatory region sequence-specific DNA binding. Bases 1 to 945 code for a protein of 314 amino acids. The record is from RefSeq and is a predicted model, not a curated record.
AUGCGAUGGUGGGACAUGCGAUGGUGGGACAUGCCACACCGGGACACGCCACAGUGGGACACGUCGUGCCUGGCCACGCGGUGCAGGGACACACGGUGCCAGCCCCGCCACCAGCCGGGACAUUUCCAGCAGCGUUUUUCCUCCUUCCCGUACCUGCAGAUGAAGUGGCCGCUGCUGGACGUGCCGGCCGGCGCCACGCUGAAGGACAGCCGCUCGCCCUCGCCCGCACACUUGUCGAACAAGGUCCCGGUGGUGCAGCACGCGCAUCACAUGCACCCGCUGACCCCGCUCAUCACCUACAGCAACGACCACUUCUCGCCGGGCUCGCCGCCCGGCCACCUCUCGCCGGAGAUCGACCCCAAGACGGGAAUCCCACGGCCACCGCACCCCUUGUGUGUUUGCAGGCAAGGACAGCCCGUGUACUCCAUCCCUCCCGGCGGCUUUCGGCACCCCUACCCUGCCCUCGCCAUGAACGCCUCCAUGUCCAGUUUGAUGUCCAGCCGUUUCUCCCCGCACAUGGUCCCACCGCCCACCCACGGGCUGCACCCCUCGGGCAUCCCGCACCCCACCAUCGUCUCACCCAUCGUGAAGCAGGAACCCACCCAGCCCAGUGUCAGCCCCGGAGGCAACUCGAAAUCCCCCGUCACUGUGAAGAAGGAGGAGGAGAAGAAACCCCACAUCAAGAAACCGCUCAACGCCUUCAUGUUGUACAUGAAGGAGAUGAGGGCCAAGGUGGUGGCCGAGUGCACGCUGAAGGAGAGCGCCGCCAUCAACCAGAUCCUGGGCAGACGGUGGCACUCGCUGUCGCGGGAGGAGCAGGCGAAGUACUACGAGCUGGCGCGGAAGGAGCGGCAGCUGCACUCCCAGCUCUACCCGACGUGGUCGGCGCGGGACAACUACGAAAAAAAAAGGAAAAAAAAAAAAACAAACCAACCCACAAAAUGA